This is a messenger RNA of Nannizzia gypsea CBS 118893, 1668 nucleotides long. Its product is annotated as phosphotransferase enzyme family protein. Gene Ontology annotation, cellular component: mitochondrion. Bases 1 to 1668 code for a protein of 555 amino acids. NCBI's taxonomy places the organism in Eukaryota, Fungi, Ascomycota, Eurotiomycetes, Onygenales, Arthrodermataceae. The record is from RefSeq and is a predicted model, not a curated record. The transcript is spliced from 4 exons.
AUGAUGAUAUCAAAAUCGUUUUCAAGGGUGUCAGGCCGACGUCUCUCCUCUACUUUCCAGAGACGUCUCCACAUCACUUGUCGAGGCAAGCCCAUCAGCCAUGAAGAAGUAUUUCAGUACAGUAAUGGGCAUUUCCUUGUCGAUGAGGAAUAUAAUUACUCUAGACGGUACAAACGAUUCAACAUUGACGAGUUAUGUAACCUCGUUGGAGCAAUCAUUGGCAAAGGCGCUUCAACUGCUCCUAGAGUUGUGAAAAUGGAGAAAUUGGAGGGAGGAUUCCAUAAAGUGCUUUUAAUGACACUUGAGAACGGAAGUGAAGUGGUUGCCAAAAUUCCCUGCCCAAAUGCUGGUCUGUCCAUGCUCUCAACUGCAUCAGAGGCUGCUGUGCUAGAGUUCGUUCGGACUCAUACAACAACCCCGGCUCCCAAAGUUUUGGCCUGGAGCUCAGAUGCUAAAAACCCAGUUGGGGCAGAAUAUAUUAUACUGGAGAAGGCAAAAGGGGUUCAGCUAACUAAAGUCUGGGGAGGGCUCUCUGAAGCCCGUCGCCUGGAUGUAAUAAAAGGCCUUGUCCUGAUAGAGAAGCAAUUAUUGUCUCUUCAGUUUCCAGCCUACGGAAAUCUGUACUUUCGACGUUCCAUCCCAAACCUACCGCACGUACCCCUGGACAAAGACAUCGACCCCUCUGGUCAGUAUUGCAUUGGCCCUGCAGCUAGUCUCGAGUGGGCAGAUGGGAAUGAAACCCUCGAAUAUAAUUCUGGACCUUGGAUGAAUUUGCAAGAAUUUGGGGAAUGUCUUGCUAAACGCAGUUUACGCAAAGGAUUUCCUACAGUGCGGGCUGCGGGAUGUCAACCUCCCAGUUAUGGUACUCCAACUUCUCAUAAGUUAGUGCUCGAAUCCGCGAUAAAUACCGUACCAACAGUCUCAAAUCACCCAAGUCUGAUAAAGACCUCCAUGCCGGCGCUAUUGCACACAGACUUAAACAUGGGGAAUAUCUUUACGGCUGAGGAAAAUACAAAUACAAUAAACAUCACAAGUAUUAUUGACUGGCAUUCACUUUCAAUUGCGCCAAGAUUUUUGCAGGCGCGAUGGCCGGUAUUUCUUGAACCUCUGGAUGGCUAUAUCCCAGGAUUAAUAGCAAAACCUGAGCCAUUAUCUGGGCUUGAAGAAAUGGAUGCUGCAGAUAGAGCAGUGGCGAAGCUCACCUAUGAGCAAAGUUAUCUCGCCAAGGCCUAUGAGGUGUGUACAGGUGCUUUCAAUGCCCCAUUACAUAAUGCCCUGCUGGUACCACCAGCUUUGAAGGAGAUAUAUAUUCGCUGCGGGGAGACACAUGUUGAUGGGAAUUUUCCACUUCGCUCCUGCUUAGCCGAGUUAUAUAAAUACUGGUCUGACUUACGAUUCACGGAGUCUUGCCCUAUACAAAUGACAGAGACCGAGCUAUCAGAAUACCAUGAAGAGCUUGCAAGAUACGAAGAAUGGAAUGACCUUCAGGUCCUGGUUAAAAGAGCGCUAGACACUGAUUCAGAAGGCUGGAUAUCUCCUGUAUUCGAUUGGGAUGAAAAGAGAAAGCAACAUCAAGAGCUAUACCAGCUAUUUGCUAACAAAAUGCUUGCCGAAAAUAAAACCAUCGAGGAAAUCAAGCAAAUGUGGCCCUUUGCCAUCAACUCAUAG